AUGGCAUUUCUGGCUAUGGCGCGAGCAGUGGACCGGUUUGCCAAGGAGAGGGCGAUCGUGAAGCGUGAGCGCCUCGCUCGAUUGUACGGCGGCGGCGUGUACCUGCUCUCCAAGGCCGUCACCGAGCUCCCUUUGGACGCCCUGUCCGCGGUGCUCUUUGCCGCCAUUGUCCACAAGAUCUGCGGCCUCCAUGCCAGGCGCGAAGCGGUCCUCCUGUCCUUCGCGCUCGUGGCUACCGCCGCCUCGACGCUGGGUUUGGCCGUGGGCGCCGCGGCGUCCACGGCCGAGCGCGCCGUGGCUCUGGGAGGCCCCGUGAUGAUUGUGCACAUGCUCACAGGCGUCAUCGAUCCGGCUGGACAGGUUGGCCACAGCGCGAAUCAGUUCAUGCAGAUGCUGCACAGCCUGUCGCCAAUACGCUAUGCCAUCGAAGCCCUCUGCGUGGCAGAGCUGCAUGGCUUGGACCUUGCCAGAAGUGCCGCCGAUGCUCCGCGCAUGGGAGGCCUUGCGUUGGUCCGUUCCGGCGAUGAGGUCUUGAGGCGCCUUGGUGUCACCAACGACUUCGAGAGUUGUGCGGAUUGGUUGCUGAGGCUCUCGGCGCUGCAUCUUCUCGUCGCCGCCGUGGCGCUGGCUGUGAACGCGCCCGGCCGCUCCCGACCGUGA
Messenger RNA from Symbiodinium natans, 660 nucleotides. NCBI's taxonomy places the organism in Eukaryota, Dinophyceae, Suessiales, Symbiodiniaceae. The record is from the annotation of a GenBank genome assembly.